Messenger RNA from Salvelinus sp. IW2-2015, 3129 nucleotides. Its product is annotated as nuclear cap-binding protein subunit 1. The record is from RefSeq and is a predicted model, not a curated record. Gene Ontology annotation, biological process: regulation of mRNA processing; mRNA export from nucleus; nuclear-transcribed mRNA catabolic process, nonsense-mediated decay. Gene Ontology annotation, cellular component: nucleus; nuclear cap binding complex. Lineage: Eukaryota; Metazoa; Chordata; Actinopteri; Salmoniformes; Salmonidae. Gene Ontology annotation, molecular function: RNA cap binding; protein binding; mRNA binding.
CGGAUGUGCCUGACUUGAAUCUGACCGCUAUUAUUUUUGCGACCAUUGAAAAAAUCAAAUCUUCAUAACUUGGUUUCUUAUUUCGAGAAAUAUUGUUGCCAUAUUCAAAAAGAAGCAGCACACAAUUAUUAAUCCAACGGUGUCAACAAUAAAAUGUCGAGAAGACGGCACAGUGACGGAGAUGAUGGAGGCCAGUCUCACAAAAGAAGGAGAACGUCAGAGCCCAUUGAGAUUGAGGAUCGCCUGGAAUCACUGAUAUGUCGAGUGGGAGAAAAGAGUACCUCUUCCCUGGAAAGCAAUUUGGAAGGUCUUGCAGGUGUCUUGGAAGCCGACCUCCCCAAUUACAAAAACAAAAUCCUCCGCAUUUUGUGUGCUGUGGCUCGACUUCUACCUGAGAAGCUGACCGUGUACACAACAUUAGUGGGCCUUCUCAAUGCCAGGAACUACAACUUUGGCGGGGAGUUUGUGGAGGCCAUGAUUCGACAACUCAAAGAGACCUUGAAGGCCAACCUGUACACCGAAGCGCUUUAYCUAGUGCGCUUCCUCUGUGACCUGGUGAACUGCCACGUGAUUGCUGCCCCCUCCAUGGUGGCCAUGUUUGAGAACUUUGUUAGUGUCACUCAGGAGGAAGAUGUGCCACAGGUGCGCUCGGACUGGUUUGUCUAUGUUGUACUCUCCAGUCUCCCCUGGGUUGGGAAGGAACUCUAUGAGAAGAAGGACGUGGAGAUGGACAGGCUCCUAAACCAGAUUGAUGGUUACCUCAAGAGGCGACUGAAGACUCAUGUCUCCAUGCUUCAGGUUUGGACAGCAGAGAAGCCACACCCACAAGAGGAGUACCUGGACUGCCUGUGGGCUCAGAUCCAGAAGCUGAAGAAGGACCGCUGGCAGGAGCGCCACAUCCUGCGGCCGUACAUCGCCUUUGACAGCGUGCUGUGUGAGGCCCUGCAGCACAACCUGCCACCCUUCACCCCGCCUGCCCACAUGCCCGACUGCCAGUACCCCAUGCCCCGCGUCAUCUUCCGCAUGUUCGACUACACCGAUGCCCCCGAGGGUCCCGUCAUGCCAGGCAGCCACUCUGUGGAGAGGUUUGUGAUUGAGGAUAACCUUCACAACAUCAUCAAGUCCCACUGGAAAGAGAGGAAGACCUGUGCUGCGCAGUUGCUCAGCUAUCCAGGGAAAAACAAGAUCCCACUCAACUAUCACAUUGUGGAGGUGAUCUUUGGAGAGCUCUUCCAGCUGCCUUGUCCCCCCCACAUCGACGUCAUGUACACUACACUGCUCAUCGAGCUCUGCAAGCUGCAGCCAGGCUCCCUGCCUCAAGUUUUGGCCCAAGCCACAGAGAUGAUGUACAUGAGACUGGACACUAUGAACACUACUUGCAUAGACCGACUCCUCAACUGGUUCUCCCACCAUUUGAGUAACUUUCAGUUCCGAUGGAGCUGGGACGACUGGACGGACUGUUUAGCGCUGGAUGCAGACAAGCCCAAGCCCAAGUUUGUCAAGGAGGUACUGGAGAAAUGCAUGAGGCUCUCCUAUCAUCAGCGGAUAGUGGACAUUGUCCCGCCCACUUUCACAGCCCUCAUCCCAGCCGACCCCAUCUUCUUUUACAAAUACCAAGAUGAGGCCAACAGUGCACUGCCAGGCUAUGCCGUGGCCAUAACGGUGGGCAACGCCAUCAAGAACCGGGCCUCCAACGAGGAGAUCCUCACCGUGCUCAAAGACGUGCCAAACCCCAACCAGGAAGAUGACGACGAUGAGGGUGAGGGSUUCAACCCCCUAAAGAUAGAGGUGUUCCUGCAGACCCUCCUCCAUCUGGCUGCCAAGUCCUUCAGCCACUCCUUCAGUGCCCUGGCCAAGUUCCAUGAGAUUCUGAAGGUCCUGACGGACUGUGACGAGGGCAAGCUACACAUCCUCCGGGUGGUCUACGAGGUCUGGAGGAACCACCCACAAAUGAUCUCUGUGCUGGUGGACAAGUUGAUCCGUACACAGAUUGUGGACUGUGCAGCUGUAGCCAACUGGCUCUUCUCCCCAAGCAUGGCUCAUGAAUUUACCAGGUUUUACGUGUGGGAGAUUCUGCACUCCACCAUCCGUAAGAUGAACAAACACGUCCAGAAGAUUCAGAAAGAGCUGGAGGAGGCCAAGGAUAAGCUGGAGAGGCAACAGCAUAAGAAGCAGAAGGACAGUGGCGAUGAGGAGGACAUGGAGAAGAACAGUGAGGAUGAGGACGGUCAGCUGGAGGAGCAGAUCGAGCGUCUGCAGGAGAAGGUGGAGUCGGCCCAGAGUGAGCAGAAGAACCUCUUCCUGGUCAUCUUCCAGCGCUUCAUCAUGAUGCUGACGGAGCACCUGGUGCGCUGCGAGACAGGCAGUGUGGACUUCAGCACGCCCUGGUACAAGAACUGCAUCGAGAGGCUGCAGCAGAUCUUCCUCAUGCAUCAUGUGACCAUCCAGCAGUACAUGGGGACCCUGGAGAACCUGCUGUUCACUGCCGAGCUUGACCACCACAUCCUAGCUGUUUACCAGCAGUUCUGUGCCCUGCAGCUCUGAGACCCUGCACACACACCAUUACUUUACAUAUGCCAUACUCUCUAUAUAUAUAUAUACACACACACACACACACACACACACACACACACACACACUUGCAUCAAGAUGUCCUCAUUACUUUUUUACAUUUUUACUUUGUGUGAGUGCCAUUGACGGUAUUAACUAUAAAAGACCAUAUUUGAAGGAGGAUUUGUUUAUUUGGUGAAGUAGUACAUUUGACAGAUGUUAGAAUCUGUCUCUCGGGUCUUAUGCCAUUUCUUUGUGUAUUGUUUUUUUCCCCCCCCUUCAUUUUGCUGUUCAUUUUUACCACGUUACUCGUAGCCCUAUUAAGGUGGCUCUUUUUUAAAAAAAAACUGAGGUUGCAACUAGGCAAAAGACGGAGGGUGGCUUUCAGUUUUGCUCAGGCGAGCCUGAAUCCAGAGUGCUCUACUUUUUUUAUAUGUAUUUUAUGUGAAUUGAAAUUGGGGAAAUUAUUCAAACUCCUGUAGAGUCUUGUCUGUAUGGUGUCUCUACUGAGGGGGGUGCAGUUCUGUUGGUCACUGUGUAACACUUUGGAACAGUGAUGAAAUAAAUAGACUGAAACAG